Messenger RNA from Notechis scutatus (mainland tiger snake), 2230 nucleotides. NCBI's taxonomy places the organism in Eukaryota, Metazoa, Chordata, Lepidosauria, Squamata, Elapidae. The record is from RefSeq and is a predicted model, not a curated record.
CUCGAAGCCAUGAAAUUUUACCUGUUACUCUUCUGGGCGGUUCUAAAUGGCGGCAUCUCGACGUAUCGACCCAUCGCUUUCGGGCCCUGCAAAAUGAGAAAUCUGGAGGCGUUUUGUCAGAACGUGGAGCUUCACCAGCUGCCUUCAGAGCUUCACCCUGACGUGUCUAAAAUCGACGCCUCUGGAAAUAAGAUUCGAAACGUCACCGAGAGGCCCCUGACUUUCUACGCUUCCCUCCGUCACUUGGACUUGAGCUCCAACCUGAUUGGAUUUGUCGAGCCUGGGAUCUUCGCAAAGAUGAAGAACCUGCAGGACCUCAACUUGGCCGACAACCAGCUCUACCUGUUGGCGCAGGAAGAUCUGUGGGUUGGGUUGCUUCCCCAAGUCAGGAGGCUCGAUCUGUCUCGCAACAGCCUCUACAGUGGGAUGGCGGAGCAUUUCCUUCACCAGGCACCUUCGCUGCGAUAUCUUUCCUUGGCAGAAAACAGCAUCAUACACGUCUCCCAGAGCAUGUUCGGAGGUACUCCAGAGCUGGUGGAAGUCAACCUGCACAACAACAUGAUUAUGGAGAUAGAAGAAGGAGCGUUUGAGAGCCUGGCACGUCUCGCCAAGCUGAACCUCUCCACCAACUCCCUCACGUGCGUCGUGGAGUUCAACCUCAGGCAGCUGGAAGUUCUGGAUCUGAGCUGGAACAGCAUCGAGUCCUUCCACUCCACCCUGUCAGAGGAGGCCUUCAACUUGAUCUGGCUCGACCUGAGUCAGAACAAGCUCCUUCGCUUCCCUGUCCUCCCCCAAGGAAACAAACUGGCUUAUUUGAACCUAACCAACAACAUCAUGCAGUUUGUUAUGGUGGAUUCCCGUAGUGACGUAGACUACCAGUGGGAAGAUGGGCCUCCGUAUCCCAACAAUUCCCACCCUCCCUACUUACCUGCCUUGUUAUCCUUGGACCUCAGUUACAAUGAGAUCCAAUCCAUCCCGAGCCAGUUCUUUGACUCCAUGCUGUCCCUCCAAUUCCUCAAUUUAAGCAAAAACUGCCUGCAGACUUUUGGGACGACCAACGAACUGGCCUCGUUGUCCAUCCUUGACCUUAGCUGCAAUUCCAUGAAGAACCUUCAGUUGGGCACCAACACCUUGAGAGGUUUGCAGGAGUUCCACCUCCAAGACAACCAUCUUCAAGAGCUGCGCCCAGAUCUCUUUCAAGAUCUUCCACGUCUUCAGUGGCUUGAUCUGAGGAACAACAGGAUCCGUCUCUGUGACUCGCAUUCAGGAAGGCACCAGGUGUCUCCUCACGGCUGUGUCUCGUUUGUGCGAGUUCCGGAGCUUCAGUAUUUGUACCUUUCGGCCAAUCGUUUGAAGAACCUACCCAGGUACAACUUCUUCGGGACUAAGCUUAGGGUUCUGGAUAUCUCGAUGAACUGGGGGCUUCAGAUAGAAGCCAACUCGUUGGUUGGCUUGGAAUUCUCGCUGGAAUACCUGGAUUUACAUGGGAAUGGCCUGGCCACUCUGGAGGUGGAUUUUUCUCUCUUCCCUUACCUCAGAUAUCUCAAUCUAUCGGACAAUCGGCUUAGCUGGUUGCCCGCUUGGUCAGAAGAUUGUUGCGUCCUUGAAGUCUUAGAUCUUCACAACAACAGCUUCAACAGCUUGAAAAAUAGCCGGAUCCCAACUCUGGAGAAAAACCUACGGAAUUUGUACCUGGUAGGGAACCCGCUGAGUUGUUGCGGGAACACCUGGCUCUCUCAAAUGAUCCAUAAAGCCGUGGUGGAGAUCCCUGAUCUAGACUUGGUCAAGUGUCAGUUUGCCCGGAGUUUGGGAUUUGAGGAGGAAGAGGUCCACAUGAGCCAGGUCAGGCCAGAAGACUGCGAGAGGGAGGACCUCAAGAAAAUGAGUGUCUUGAUUUUGCUGGCGAUUCUGCUGGUUCUCUCGCUGAUCGUCAUCGGAGUCGGCUUGCUUUGUUGUUAUCGGAGACACUUAUUCGGGCGCCAUUACAAGGUGUAGACCGAGAGAGAGAGAGAGGCCUUGCACCGUUGUGUUUUCAUCUCUUGGACAACAGACGACAACAACACCCUGGCGCCAAAGGGGGUGAUUCGAUUCCACCAGGGAGUUUUCAAAAGGCUGUGAAAGUUUGGAUGAUUCAUUCUCACAGUCCAAGUGGUCAUUCAGGGAGAACGUUGGUGAAGAUAUUCUCUUCUGGGUUCAGGGAGAACAGGGGGCCAAGCCGUAUUCCCGGAUG